Messenger RNA from Sclerotinia trifoliorum, 2737 nucleotides. The record is from the annotation of a GenBank genome assembly. NCBI's taxonomy places the organism in Eukaryota, Fungi, Ascomycota, Leotiomycetes, Helotiales, Sclerotiniaceae.
AAUGCAACUUUUUCAAAUCUUCAAAGUAGGAAUGCUGUUGUAUUUCUAAACACCAGCCUUUUAUUCCUCUUAUAUACGCUCAUUUUCAAUUGGGAACAGCAAUUCCCUCUCUUCCUAUCAAUUCACUUCGAGUACUUGUGUACACAGCAACGGUUUUGCACGUUGGUUGUUUCUCGCACAUAAAUAUACGAAACUUCCUUGCAACCUUUUUCUUACCCCCCUCCAAAAUACUUCUGUACAAAAACGCAUCUGGGGGACAUCAUCUUUUCGUCACCGCCUUUCGUGUACAAAGACAUUCAAUUUCAGGUGCAAUUGCGCCCAUUGAAAAGAGGGUCGAAAUGUUUUGUACUCGUUUGAAUCUCUCGUUUGAAGGAUUAAAGGGCUCUCGGUGAUUCUUUCGUGUGCUGCGCCUACUACUAGGAAGGCCAAGCCAAGUAUACUCGCAAUUGACUAAUAGGUCAAUAUUGCUUCACGUCGGAGAGAACUUGCUGUAUUAUAUCUGGUUAGUGAAUGGGUCAAUUGUUUGGUAUGUGUUUAGUUGACGACGUUUUUUCUGACGAGUUGUAGUAUACUUUUGUGUGUAAUGUGAUAUCGUCGUUGAUUGAUUCAUUCGACGUGAGGAAUAUACUAAUUAAAAAUUCAAACAUUAUAAUUUCUGGAAGUUGAGACGGGAGGAACAAUUCGCUCGCGUUAUUCGGUUUCAGUUCAGUCUCAAUUAUUCACUCAGCUGGACAAAUCCAUCUUUUGGUCACCAUCCAAUUCUCUAAGGUUAUUCACAAAUCAUCUGGCGCCUGCUAUACAGACCAUUAAACAUUCGGAUACAGCUGGAUAUAGGAGUCGACCGUAGCACCGCGGGGACAGGAAUUUAGUGAUUUGGACGAGAGAUUCGAAGGACGUUUGUUUACCUGGUGGUUGCUAAAGUAAAGGCUAUUUGUUUUGAUUCAUUGGAACCACACUCUCGAACCUCAACACUCUUUAAUUUUUUCAAGACCUUGUUGGAUACAUCAACAGAUCAGGCCUUCAAACUCUUCACUGGCUUUCUUCUUUCUUUUAAAAUAAUCAACCAGGAGAAGCUUAUCACUGGAUUUGUUCAAUUGGUGUUUUCAGCUCUUAUUUCUUCAACGCGAUUCUUUCAUCGAGCAACCACUACUGGAUCGAGCCUAUCUAUAAAAUAUUUCUUUCAGCAAUUGACUCUGUUCUGAGCCUACUCCAUCGAAAAGUUGUUUGCUUUUGCUUUCACUUGCAGCGCCAAAUUCCGAGUCAAUUUUUACACAUUUUACGACCAACGCAAUGGCGUCAUCAGAGGUUGACACAAAGUUCCUAGGACAAUUCGCAAAGAAUAUACAACUUGAUCAUCCGCUCCUCGCGCAAAGCCUCUUUCAGAUUUUGGGAAAUCUCACAAUGCUUUCAAAAAUGGUUGUGAAAGCGCGAAAGCUCAGGCGCCUUGAUACGACCCGUGACACCAAAUCUGUCGAGCUUUAUACUAGAAUUGUGUGGUAUGCGAAAGAAGGAUUAAAAAUUCUAGAGCAAUUCGUUUUACCUCUAGUGGCAGGUUUUGGAGAGUUGAAGGUCUUGAUUUAUAAGUUGAGAGCUAGCUAUUAUCAUCUUUACGUCCUCUUCCAUAACACUCCCGCUAUUACCCUUCGAACUUCAAAAAUAUCUACACCACCUGGUUUGGCAUCACCACGUCAUAGGGAUAAAGGCAGAGGCGGCGAUACAAUCCCAAUACCCGAUUCGCACCGUCCAUCUAGCGUCCAACCGACACAUCCACUCGAAGGCGGACCCGUAGGAGGACCCCCUGGUCUUGCCAUCCCUCCACCCGACCUUGUAGGUAGUUUCCUCAUUCCCGCCCUCGAUUACCGACCUUUCACAACCCAAUGUUUUGAAGAAGCCUCCGCACUCGCCGAUCGUCAACUCUGGGGAUCUCACCCCCUUCGUCUCUCGGUAAAAGUCGAAUACACAGCUUUUAUAUACGAUUGUUUAGAUCAAGCUCAUCGAUCGCGAGAAUUGGCCAAGAAAACUAUUGGCGAGGUGUAUAAUGCGGACGAGGGGAUGGAUGAUGACAUGUUUGAAGAUGCUGCGGAGCUGGUGAGUAUUUUGGGGAAGAUGGUAAAGAGGGGAUUGGGAGCGGGUACUGCGAGUGGGGGGGCUAGUACGGUGGGUGCGAGCUCGGAUGGAAAGUCAAAAGGGAGGAGUCCGGAAAUGGAAAGUACGCCGAGGUUGGCUGGGGGUGCGUUACCACCUAUGCAUAAUCCUAUUUGAGAUUUGUUAUUAUGGUGAACAAAAAGUGGAUUCCGGUCAUGUUGUGAUGCUACGCUGCGGAUACUGCUGCUCGAUUUCGACAUUAUCUAAGUACCUAUGAACUUCUUCCUCCUUUGUUUUUUAGAUUCACUACGGAGUACACGAGGAUCAAGAAGGAGACAUACGGUAUGGUUGAUAUUCUAAAAAGAAAUACACCACCACACCCCAGCACAUCAAACCCUAAAUCCCACGCCAAACAGACCGAAAAAGAAGAAGAAGAAACAGAACUAUCGAGAUAUAUUUUAGCAGGCAAAAAAAAACACAAACAAAAAUCAUCUAUUUUUGACUGAUGAGAAUGUAGCCAAGGGAAGCUAUACACACACACACACACACACAUACACACAUAUGUAUCAUAGCGAUGAAGUAAGUAAGUAAGUGGUGAGAUUCUUACCCAGGGGGAUUACAAGAAGUAUUUGUAUCUGUAUGAUUGUUAGUU